Messenger RNA from Drosophila erecta, 6988 nucleotides. RefSeq lists its product as uncharacterized. NCBI's taxonomy places the organism in Eukaryota, Metazoa, Arthropoda, Insecta, Diptera, Drosophilidae. The transcript is spliced from 15 exons. The coding region runs from base 642 to 5423 and encodes 1593 amino acids. Gene Ontology annotation, molecular function: phospholipid binding; guanyl-nucleotide exchange factor activity; protein binding. The record is from RefSeq and is a predicted model, not a curated record. Gene Ontology annotation, biological process: regulation of ARF protein signal transduction.
GAUUAAAAUACUUCCCGUUACCUAUCGAUGUAUGGAUACUUUUAUGGUUGCCAUCCCCAGUGCAAUAGUACAACUUACAAUUUACAAUCUUUUAGUACAAUCUGCGAUAUCUGGGCAUCCACAUUCGCCAAAAAAUGUGCGGCUAAAACCCCCCGCAAACCGCAAAGCGGCGGCGAAACAGUCGGACAAAAGCGACAUAAAGAAACGAAGCGAGAAGAAGACGGGCGAAUUAAACAAGUUUCGUUUGCGUGGAACGAAGAAUUGCGUGGAAAGAAAGCCAGAGUAGAAGAGGAAGAAGCAGAGCAGCAAAUGCAAUAAUGUUUAAUGUCUAAACAAAUUCGCCAAGGAGUUGCGUUCUUUUUUUCGAAUCGUCAUCCGUGAGUGCGUGUAUGUGUGCGUGUGCGUGUGUGUGUGUGCAUGUUGUGAAGUGGAAAGAGUGGAAAUAAAAUGAGAGUGUGCAAAUGAAGUUGGCCAAGCCCAAAACAGCGAGAAUUAAUUAAAGCGACUAAGAAAAGUGUCCGUCGCCCAAGGAUUAUUCACGCCCAGGGGUCACACAACCCACCCACCCCGCCAGCCAACCAAACAAAAACACAGAGAAUAGAGUGAAAACCGAUCGGCAGCAGGACGCCGAAGGACCCAAAAUGAGCGAGGAACUGAAAGUGGUGCUGCGGCGCAGCGAGCAGCAUUCCGGUUUCGGGUUUUCGCUACUCGGAACCACCGGACCGCCACAUGUCAUCUACGACAUCGUCGAGAAUUCGCCGGCAGCCGAUUGCGGAGCGGUUGAGGCCGGGGAUGUCAUCCUCAAAGUCAACGGAACGGAUGUCCAUCGCUACACAACGAAGGAAGUUCUCAAAUGCCUGCGCCUGUCGGAACAGCUGGUGACCUUGGAGCUGAAGCGAGAUCCCAAGCUCAAGGCGCGGAUCAAAGAGCAGCUGGCCAACACCCAGAGUCCGCACUAUGUGGACAUUGAGUCGCCGAACAUCUACGACUACCACAGCAGCAGCACCAACUCCUCGCCGAAUCACCGGCCAAACGCUGGUGGUAAGGGGGCGGCGACCACGCCCUCGCAGAGCGGACUGCGCUACAAGUCGCCCACGCACUUGCCCUCGCUGCGCCAGAAUUCGUCGCCACUGCUGGCGAGUGGAUCCACCACGACCACAACCACCGCCACGCAUACGCACAGCCACAGUCGAAACUCCUCGGCCAGCUCCACCAAGAUCAAGGUGGUGGAGACGAGCAUCACCACCUCGACCACGAACGUAGUGGGUCUCAUAUCGCCCACUGGUAGUGUUGGUGGUGUUGGUGGCGAGGCCACCUCGCCCACCUUCCGCCCCUCACGCAUUCCACAGGCGCUCACCAAAUGUGCCGUACCCAAGCCCGUGCCCGUACUCCAUUCGCCGCAGAAUAAGCGUCCACGCCCUUCGCAGAUUCCGACAAAGGCGGCGAACGGAAACGGGAACGGGAACGGACACACCGCCCAUCUGCCGCCGCAAUCGCUGCAGCACUCCAACAGCUACAGCGGCAGUCCGGUGACCAGGCAGCGGUUUGCGGAUAGGGAGCCGGAGCGGGAACCGGAACCGAACUCGGCGCCACCGCAGCCGGCGAAGGCGCCACGCUUUGAGGCUUACAUGAUGACCGGCGACCUUAUUCUCAAUCUGUCCCGGACACCGCAGACCAGCAAUCCGCUUCCCGCCCAGGCCAAAAAGGUGGACAGCCUUAGGGAUUCACCCAGUCGUCUGGUAAAUCCGCGUAUCAACGGCGCACUAGCACCGCGUGCCUCUGGUGAAUCCUCGCCCACGUCCUCCUCCUCGGUGGACUCGCCCACAAACACCAGCUCUGAUUCCGUGAAGCGCGAGGCGAAGCUGCUGCAGAAGCAACAGCAGCAGCAGCAUACUUACCAACAGCAACAGCAGCGGGACAGCAUCAACAACAGCUACAACCGCAAGGAUUCGCUGACCAACGAUACGCUGCUAAUGUGCGAGGAGUUGGAGCCGGACGAGGAGGCCGAGUAUGUCCUGGAAGAGGACAACAAACAGCAGCGGCAGCGCCAACAGCAACAACGAUACCGCCAACAGCAGAAUCAGCAACGCUACGAAUACUACCAAAACGAGGACGAGCUGGAGGAGCAGGAGGAGGUUGAGGAGGAGCGCGAGGAGGAUCAAACUCACUACGACAUCACCAAUAUCGAAACCUAUCAGAGCGGUGUGGGCCGGGGCGACGACGAUGACAGUGAUCGGCAGUGCCUGGUGGACGACGACGAUGAUGAUGAUGCCUACGACGAUGAGGAGAACGAUGCGGGCGACGAGGAUUAUUCCACCAACUCGCUGGGCUCCGGUUCAGCCAAGCAACGAUUGCGGGCGUUGAAACAGCGCACUGCCACCCGCCAGCAGCAACGAAAUCGGGAUGCCGUCGACUGUGCGGGCCGCUCCGGAUCGGGAUCUUCAUCUACCACGGUCAAGAGCGAGGCUGGCGGCCUGGGCCUAGAUGAAACCUCCUUCUCAGUGCCAACCUCUCCGAUCUCGCUGUCGACGCCGCUGAUCGACAAGGAGACAGCCAACUCGGUGCCCACGAGCCCGGAGCCCAGUUCGCUUGUUCCGGAAUCGAGCAGCGGCGCUGGCGCCGGAGCCGUGGUGGUGCGCCGGCACAAUGGACAUGUGGUGCGGAAGUGUGAUGCCGCCGGUUUCCGCACCAGCAAGUCCGAGGACCAUCUGCAGCAGAUCCAGCGCGAGGGCAUCGCCGCCGUGAUACCCAUCGACAUUGAUGAGGAUGUGAAUAGCUCGCUGAACACGCUGCUGGACACGCGUCAGGACUCCGAGGACUCGCAGUCGAUGGCCACUGUAAUUGUAAACAACUCGUCACUGGCCUCGAACAACAACGAGGGCGAGCAGACCGACAACCGCAGCAGCAGCAGCAGCUCCAGCGACAACAAUAACUGCAGCAGCAACACCAGCGAACCAGCAGCAACUGCAACUGCAACGGCAACUGCAACAAUCAUGACUGCAACAUCAACGAGAACGAUGAACUGCAGCAGCAAAUUAAACUAUAUUUUAUGCAAAAAGGCAUCGGAUCGCGAUCGGAUCGUGUGGACUUAUAAUGCGCCACUCCAGCCGCACCAGUUGGCGGCUCUCCAGCGACAGCAGCAACAGCAAGAGCAGCAAUUCCAGCAGCAGCAACAGCAGCUCCACCAGCAACAUCUGCAGCAACAGCAGCAGCUCCAGCAGCAGCAUCAGCAGCAACAACAGCAGCAGCAACUCUACGGUCAGCAAUCGCAUUCAAAUUCACAUUCAAGUUCCAUUAGUUCGUCGCCCCAGCACUCGGCUGUGGGCAGUCCGGCCUCGCCCACGUCGGUUUCCUCGUCGGUGAUGUCCUCGUCGGGCUCCAAGGGCGCCCUGGGCCUGGGCAGCAGCAGCAAUGGUCCCAUGGCCGCCGUGCAGCAACAACAGCAGCAGCGGGAGCAGGGCGGCCAGGUCGCGCAUCCGCCCAGCGGGAUUCCUGGUUUGCUUAGCUGCCCAGGUGGUGGGCCCGGAAACAAUGGUGGUGGUGGAGGCAUUGGUGGUGGUGGCAACAACGAUCAGAGCGUCUCAGAGGCCAUUUCGAAUAUAUCUAGUCCCGACUACCAAGACGACGAUAAUUUAUUGAGUUCUCGCGAUAUUCUAGGCGGCAUGGUACUUAGCGAUCCCAGUGAUUCGGACUCCACCAUUCUCGUAUCGGACGCGGCCGCCCAGCAGCGCCAGCAGCUUAAGCAGCAGUUGCGCGCCCAGCAGCAACAGCAGAGGGAAAGGGAACGGGAUAGGGAUCGAGACAGGGAACAGUCCGAGCACAAGGUGGUCAUCCAAGUGCGCGGCCUAGACAGCAACAGCAGCGGCAGCGGCAACUGUACUAACGGUCGCUCCGAGGAGGAUGUGGUCACACUGACGGACGAGCCGCUGGGCACGAUGACUGUCGGUAUGCGGGACGCCUCGCCGCCCGUCUCCGACGAUGGCAGCGAUGUGGAGUCGCUCCACUCGUAUCACUACUCGCCCAAGGCCGUGGACAUGCCCUCGGCCAUACGCCUGGCCAAAAGACUGCACUCCCUCGACGGUUUCAAAAAGAGCGAUGUGUCGCGACACCUCAGCAAGAACAAUGACUUUAGUCGUGCGGUGGCCGAUGAGUAUCUCAAGCAUUUUACCUUUGAGAAGAAAUCACUUGACCAAGCGCUGCGUGAGUUCUUGCAGCAGUUCUCGCUGUCCGGCGAAACGCAGGAACGGGAACGGGUGCUGGUGCACUUUUCCAAGCGCUUCCUCGACUGCAAUCCUGGCACCUUUAACUCACAGGACGCCGUGCACACGCUGACCUGUGCCAUAAUGUUGCUGAAUACGGACUUGCACGGCCAGAACAUGAAUCGCAAGAUGAGCUGUGCGGAAUUCGUCGACAACCUGGCAGAUCUCAACGAUGGCGAGAACUUUCCCAAGGAUGUGCUCAAGUCGCUUUACCAGGCCAUUAAGACCAAGCCGCUUGAGUGGGCACUAGAUGAAGAGGCAGGUGAUCUGCAGCAGCAAAGAGCCAACAAUAGUGCCCUGGGCAAUGUGGGCCACAAUCCCUUCCUUGAUCCCCCGGAACUGGCCACAGCUGUGGAAUACAAAAAAGGCUAUGUGAUGCGUAAAUGCUGCUAUGAUAGCAGCUUUAAGAAAACUCCCUUUGGCAAACGAUCCUGGAAGAUGUUCUACUGCACGCUGCGUGAUCUUGUGCUGUAUUUGCAUAAGGAUGAGCACGGUUUUCGUAAAAGUCAAAUGUCCGACAAUCUGCACAAUGCAAUACGCAUACAUCACGCACUGGCCACCAAGGCCAACGACUACACCAAGAAGCAACAUGUGUUCCGGCUGCAGACGGCCGACCAGGCCGAGUAUCUGUUCCAGACUAGCGACUCCAAGGAGCUGCAGUCGUGGGUGGAGACUAUCAACUACGUGUGCGCCGCUAUAUCAGCGCCUCCGCUCGAGGGCGGGGUGGGCAGUCAGAAGCGAUUCCAGCGCCCGCUCCUGCCCAGCAAGCAAUCCAAGCUGUUGCUGAAGGAGCAGUUGGAUUCGCACGAGGUGCAGUUGGCGCAAUUGGAUCAGGAGCUUAACGAGCACAAGAAGGGUCCUAUUCCCAGCAAGGGCUUAGCUCUGCAGAACUACAAGGAAAAGGAGAGCUACUUGCAGUAUGAACUUCGUCGCUACCGCACCUAUGUGAGCAUCCUGAGCGCCAAGAUGCUGGCUGACCAGCAGCAGCUGGAGCUGCAGGCGCAGCAGCCGACUCCAGCGGCGCUCGAGGAAGAGGCCGACACAUUCCCAGUGGGCACCACCACCGCCUGCCCGCCACCCACGCCGCAAAGUAUUAACCAGAAGGAUCAGCAGAAGGAGCAGCAGCAACAGCCAACGAACAGAAAAGAGAAGAAAAAGAAAUAAUUACGUUUUAUUUCGCUCUUGAUUUCGAUCAUUUCAAAACUCGCAUACCAACACACACACCUACAUCACAAUCCCCGCCUCCUGGCUAUCGAGAAGCAGGCGAUUGAACGAAUUUGAAUAGAAUACUCCAAAAUGCCACGCUGCCUCCGACGGGAACACGAAACAGAUCAGAUCCACAGAACCACUGAACCACUGAACCACUCACCCACUCGCAUACUCAGCACCACUCACGCCACCACCCAACACCCACUUACACUCAAGCGUUGCGGCUGUGCCGUGUCUGCCACUGAAGAAAUUCGGAAUUCGUGCACAUUCAAUUACUUGAACCCCAUCGGGGUUCUUUCUCGAGGAAGAGAUCAUUUGAGACAAUUAGACUACCAACGCGAUAAUUAACGAGGGAGAAUUUUACGUUUGAAGGUCGUUCAUCAGAAGACAUCGGCAUAAUCUCGGCAAUCAAAGGUUAAUCAAGAAUUCAAGCACUUGAUUUCAUAUGUAUAAUGCUUCUUAUCCCCCCAAAUGUGGGUACUCGAGAUCGGUUUCACCUGAUUUAAAGCUACACAGCCUCGAUUCGAAUCGAUUCGAAUUUGAAUUAUCGUUCAUAUUUGCUUCGCCAAAGAUUCUGCUGGACGGCUGUUUAGGAACGAGAAUGAAAACUGCUUAUACACAUAGACUUAUUAUUACAAGAGUUGAUAAACAAUACUUACAUCAUUACCUAUGCUAUCAUUAUAAAUGAUAAAAAUAAAUUAUAAAUUAAUGAACAAUAUCUCUACACAACCAGAAGAUGGUGAACAUCGGCAGUAACAAUAACGAAAUGAGAAAGAGGACGAGCGCAUUAGCAUUAAACCUAAGCAAUUACUACCAUACCAUGUACGACUUGUUUUUGGUCUUUUGCGAUACAUUAUCACAUUAUCUGUGUAGGUACACUUACUCCAAUAUUAUGUACGGAUUAAUAUAUUUAUUUAAACAAUUAUCGGUUGAUUACGCGACAUGUCCAUGUAGCUAGAAUAUGAAAUUAAUAUCGAUUACGGGGUAAAGAGAGCUGGAGGAAACAAUAAAUUUAAAUGCAUCAUAUAUUUUUGAAUAUAUUAUGAUUAUUGUAUUGUGUAAUUAUGUAAAUGCAGAUUAUAUAACAUUGUUUAUAAUCAUUUUUAACAAUUCUACUGAAACGGCAAUAAAUUCGAAAAUACAAACUAAAAGUGAACGCAACUUGCCUGCUAACCAAGCGCGCCUAGAUGUAUGCAUAUUGUAUAUUUAUUUAGUCAACCAUUUUAACUGGCUUACGAGGGCAUCACUUAGUUUCUAAAGCAAUACCCUUUCGAUAACAAUUCAUUUAAGACAACUUGCUAACUUAUGGCAAGAAGGGAAACAAGCAGACGAACGUGGAGACGGUGAUUUUUAUGUGAACAUUUAUUACUAACUGAUAAGCUUUGAGUAAACUUAGGAAAGCCGUUAUACUAUGCAUAUACACGUAUAUAUAUAUGAACUAUAUAUAGUAUAUAUGAAUGCUCGUGUGAGCAACCAAACAAUUACGAUAUGAAUCAUUAAAUACUUCCAAAAGCAUUAAA